Molecule: messenger RNA, 3011 nt
Organism: Myotis daubentonii (Daubenton's bat)
Lineage: Eukaryota; Metazoa; Chordata; Mammalia; Chiroptera; Vespertilionidae
Gene: ANKMY2
Product: ankyrin repeat and MYND domain containing 2
Exons: 10
Coding region: 713-2041 (442 amino acids)
Molecular function (GO): protein binding
Source: RefSeq, a predicted model, not a curated record
CCGCAGGCGUGGCGGAGCGCGGGCCCAGCGGACCCCGGGCUGCGGGGCUGCGAGGACCGGGAAUCAGCGUCUCUCCCUUUGAUGUUGGCGGGUUGUGGGAGCGGAGAGCUGGGGCGGGAGUCCCCCGCACGGCUGGGACCGUAGCGGAGGUUGCCGAGGUCCGAACCCGGCAUCUGCUUUGGGAAAGGCACACACGCCCAGGCCCCAGCUCCGUUUCAGCGAGCCGCCCCGGGGCGUGGGUUCCAGAGCGUCCAUCCUCCCGCUCUCCUAACGGGGCUGGGACCGCCGUCCUUCCGGGCGACCGUGGCCCGGAGGUCGCAGGUUCUCGGGCUGGAGCCCAAAGGGCCAUUUCGACUUCCGGAGGCCGAAAGGUCUGGAUUCCUGGGCCGUGCCCGCCCCCGCGGGGUGCAGGGCGCUCCUAAGGGGAAGGGCUCUUUCUCCGGGCGCUAAACUAGUUUUGCAAGUUGCCCCUCGGAGGCGGCUGCGCUCAGGGCCGCCCUGGCUUCCUUCUGGGAGCCCCCGCCGCCGCCGGAGCCCUGAGCGGGGCGGGGAGGGGAGGGGCCGGGCGCCCCCGCCUCUGAGCGCACUCUGCGCGGCCGCGGCCUUCCAGGCGCGCUUCCGCGCUUUCCCUUCCCCUCCCGCGACCUGUGUCCCGCUUCCGCCGCCCGGUGUCCUGGGCAGGGAGGCGCAGGCCCCGGAACAGCUAGAAGCCAUGUUUCCCCCUCCUUCCCAAGUGGAUGUCUCAGAGGAGUUCCCUGCCGAGUCCCGUUACCUGGCAGGUACUGUCCAAGAAGCUGGAACAUUAUUAGCCAACAAGAAUGUUCGUGUCAACUGUUUGGAUGAGAAUGGAAUGACUCCUUUAAUGCAUGCUGCAUAUAAAGGAAAACUUGAUAUGUGCAAAUUACUUUUGCGACAUGGAGCUGACGUAAAUUGUCAUCAACAUGAACAUGGAUACACAGCCCUCAUGUUUGCAGCACUUUCUGGUAAUAAAGACAUCACGUGGGCAAUGUUGGAAGCUGGUGCCGAGACGGAUGUUGUCAACUCGGUAGGAAGGACAGCAGCUCAGAUGGCAGCCUUUGUGGGUCAACAUGAUUGUGUAACUGUAAUCAACAAUUUCUUUCCUCGAGAGAGACUGGAUUAUUACACUAAACCCCAGGGACUGGAUAAAGAGCCAAAACUGCCCCCAAAGUUGGCAGGCCCACUGCACAAAGUUAUCACCACAACAAAUCUUCAUCCUGUCAAGAUCGUGAUGCUUAUAAAUGAGAAUCCUCUGCUGGCAGAAGAAGCAGCUCUGAACAAGUGCUACAAGGUGAUGGAUUUGAUUUGUGAGAAAUGUAUGAAGCAAAGUGACAUGAAUGAAGUAUUGGCUAUGAAAAUGCAUUACAUCAGCUGCAUCUUUCAGAAAUGUAUUAACUUCUUAAAAGAUGGAGAGAAUAAAUUGGAUACUCUGAUCAAAAGCUUAUUAAAAGGCCGACCUUCGGAUGGCUUUCCGAUAUAUCAAGAAAAGAUCAUUAGAGAAAGUAUCAGAAAAUUUCCUUACUGUGAAGCUACACUCCUCCAGCAGCUGGUGCGAAGCAUCGCUCCCGUUGAAAUUGGUUCUGAUCCCACUGCAUUCUCUGUACUUACUCAAGCCAUCACUGGUCAGGUGGGUUUUGUGGAUGUUGAGUUUUGUACCACCUGUGGAGAAAAGGGAGCGAGUAAAAGAUGCUCAGUAUGCAAAAUGGUAAUAUAUUGCGACCAAACCUGCCAGAAAACACACUGGUUUGCACAUAAGAAAAUCUGUAAGAAUCUCAAGGAUAUUUAUGAGAAACAACAAUUGGAGGCUGCCAAAGAAAAGAGUGAAGAGGAGAACACAGAUAGCAAACUCGAUGUCGAUUCGAAUGGUGUUACUGAAGAGCAGCCAGAGGCUGGACUGGCAGUGCCCCAGGAGGACUGCGAUGCUAAGGGUCCUGAGGAAGGGGAGAAGGCCUCUCUGCAGUGUGAUGCUGGCUUGGAAUGCUCACAGGAGGCUACUGCAGGUCCACUGGCAUCUGAGGAGUAAAAGCCAGAGCACAUGCCAGCACAGACAGUCCUCACCCUGCAGGGGCUGGAGAACUUGUGGGAUUGUCCCCAUUGCCUGUGACAGCGCACAGCACCAUGGCAGCAUUUCCUAGAAUAGAUAGAUGCUUGCCAGCAAAGCUGUGUCUACCCUGCCCUAAUUUCCCCUGAUUUCUGUUCCAUAAUUUGACAGAUAUUCCUAUGGAAAAAAAUUAAUUUUCAAAAUACAGGAGAAACAUUUUACUUCCUUUCGGAGCCCAGCUUUCCAGCAGUUGUUCUCAAAGGGAAGAAAAUCUCCUUAAAGAAGAAAUAGAGGCUCCAGGAAACAAAGGGUGAAGUCAGACAGGUGUAGGAGAGAGGAAGUUUUUAAGAAAAAAAUGUUAUAGCGACAAAGAUGGAUAGUUAAAAAAAAAAACUUGUGUGUAAAUAAAAUGCAUAUAAAUAGCAUUUACAAUAGUGAAGUUCUAUGUAGUAGGAUAUAAGGAAAUGAAGAAAGGCUGUGUGUUUAAAGAUCUCUGCCAGAGUCCAGCUAAUUAUAAUUUUCUAUAGAAUUAUCCUGAGCAGUCUGAACUGUAUGUACUUCCUGCAGUGAUGUUUUAUCUACAUACAGUGUCUGUACCUUCAGAAAUACCAGGUUCCUAGGAGGCACUAAGGCAUCACCAGAGUUAUCUCAGCUCGUGUAGUAAAAGACAUUUUUUACUCAAUAAUGGCUAAACGUAGUUUCCACAAUUGUAAAACUAACUCAUGUGCCAUAUUCCACUUGAAAGGUUGACUUUUAUCUCCCUGCAAGCUUUUCAUGUGGCCCUUCCUAUCCAGAAACUGACGUAUAAUUGUUCUUUAUAGAAUGUUCCGGCAUCAGUUUUUAGAGUGCAGUAUUUAAACAUAGUUAGAGUGCGAUGGCUGAAGACAGCGCUGUGUUACACAGUUUCUUGUGUUGAUUGUAAAAUAAAUUGUGCCUAUUAAUAUAACCAACU